Messenger RNA from Paramuricea clavata, 609 nucleotides. The record is from the annotation of a GenBank genome assembly. NCBI's taxonomy places the organism in Eukaryota, Metazoa, Cnidaria, Anthozoa, Malacalcyonacea, Plexauridae.
AUGACAUCGUCGAAAAGGAAGAACGCCAACGGUAGUGGUGGCAAACGAAAACAUCGAAAAUUAAACCAUGAUGAUCUACAAGAAAUUAUAGACAUGGUAAGAGUUAAUAACGAUAAAAUGCGUAUUGAAAUCACUCCAAAGAGUAUUGCCGAUAUUGCUAAAACGGCUCACGAAAAUAAAUUGCAAAGAAAUAUGACAAAACACUCGACGGAAAAAAGAAAUUACAAUGUGGAAGAUAGAGAUAUUCAGGAGGUUGCGCGUAUCGUCGAACAAAAUAGGAAAAAAGUUCAAAUACCUAAAAACGCGUUUCGCGUAUAUCAAAUACAGACACAACGUCGUUGUGGGUACAACGAAUACAUUUAUAAUGUUAGAAUAGGUGCUGGAAAUAUGAGAAUGCUUCCUGAAUUUUAUGCUAGCCUUCGUGAAAUAUUUAAUUAUUUAAUUAACACUAUGAAUUAUAUAGCUAGUUCAUCGAUGGAUAAAGCACGUUUUUAUAUCUCUAAUGCACCACAUGCAGCAUUUUCAACAGCUAUUUUAAACGUUUCCGAUUUUAAUGUUGAUAUGUUUUUUGAUAUUUUUGAAAGACAUAUGCAAAGCAAUGCACAGGAA